AUGGGGUCAUCAGAGGUUAAUGGAUCACCCACACGAAGCAGAUCUUCAUGCUUAACUCUCUUCUGCAUUCUCAAUGGUUUAACUUGCGUUUUUGGUAUAUGCAUACUUGCAGGCACUGCCUGGCACUUUGACGAGGCAUUAAAAUGGUCCGUCGCUACGCCACUUCUUGUGUUUGGAGCUCUUGGUUGCAUUAAGGUUUCACUGUUACCUUUCAUCUUCAAAUGCUGUAAUGCGAUUUUCGCUUUUGCAUACUUAGGCGUGAUCUUGGCAGUAGCAAUUGCGGACUUUUCGCUAGGAUUUCCGGUAAUGUUUAAAGUUGGUAGAGUUGGUGAAGGUGUCGCCGUAAGCUUUUUUGGCUUGACUGAAGCAGUACUCUUAGUCUGUGCCUUUGUCGAAGUUCAGAAUAGAGACGACAGAUAUUAA
Rodentolepis nana is the source of this 423-nucleotide messenger RNA. NCBI's taxonomy places the organism in Eukaryota, Metazoa, Platyhelminthes, Cestoda, Cyclophyllidea, Hymenolepididae. The record is from the annotation of a GenBank genome assembly.